Messenger RNA from Chelonia mydas (Green sea turtle), 3631 nucleotides. RefSeq names its product solute carrier family 35 member C1 (gene SLC35C1). The transcript has 2 exons. Gene Ontology annotation, biological process: GDP-fucose import into Golgi lumen; protein O-linked glycosylation via fucose. Gene Ontology annotation, cellular component: Golgi apparatus. Bases 413 to 1522 code for a protein of 369 amino acids. The record is from RefSeq and is a predicted model, not a curated record. Gene Ontology annotation, molecular function: antiporter activity. Lineage: Eukaryota; Metazoa; Chordata; Testudines; Cheloniidae.
GCAGCAGCAGCAGCAGGAGGAGGAGCCCCCUGCACAGGAGGAAGGUGAGCGACAGAUCAGAGUGCGGGGGGCUCCGGGACCGGGACCCCGGGCAGGGCGGUGGGUGUCUGAGACAGGGACCUGGCUCUGGCAGGACACGUCCCCUUUAAGCUGUUACCACGGCGCAGCGCCUGUGUGGGCGGAGCCGAGCGCUGGGGCGGGUGAGGAAGUGAGCGCGGCGGCUCCUGCCAGGUCCCUGGCUCCAGCCUCCGCCUGUGCGACCCCGCGCCCCACGGUGUGUCCCCGCUGCGCUGCAGCGCACAGGGGCGCACUCGGUCCCAGCAGCGCAGGGGGGCUGCCCCUCUCCGCGCAGGGAUCCCGCGCUGCCUGGCUGACCCCAGCGUCUCUGCUUCCCCCCCUCUGCACCUCUGUCAUGAACAGGACGCAGCUAAAGCGCUCUGGGAUCCUCAGGAUGGCUCUGAGCGGCUCCUCUGACUCCCUGCUGCAGCAGGAGGAGGGUGGCAGCAGCAGCAGGGAGACCCCCUUCCUGUUGAAGGCUGUCCAGAUCGCCUUGGUAGUCUCUCUCUACUGGUUCAUCUCCAUCACCAUGGUCUUCCUCAACAAGUACCUCCUGGACAGCCCCUCGCUGCGCCUCGACACCCCGCUCUUUGUCACCUUCUAUCAGUGUGCUGUCACCGUCUUCUUCUGCAAAGCCCUCAGCCUGCUGGCCUCCUGCUGCCCACUGGGCUUCCUGGACUUCCCCUCCAUCCGCAUGGACCUCAAGGUGUCCCGCAGCAUCCUCCCCCUCUCUGUGGUCUUCAUCAGCAUGAUCACCUUCAACAACCUGUGCCUCAAAUAUGUUGGUGUGGCCUUCUACAACGUGGGGCGCUCGCUCACCACUGUCUUCAAUGUUCUGCUCUCCUAUCUGCUCCUCAAGCAAACCACCUCUCUGUAUGCCCUGAUAACCUGUGGGGUCAUUAUAGGUGGGUUCUGGCUGGGAAUAGACCAAGAGGGAGCAGAAGGCACUCUGUCAUGGGUCGGCAUAAUCUUUGGGAUCCUGGCAAGUCUCUGUGUCUCACUCAAUGCCAUCUACACCAAGAAAGUGCUGCCCGCCGUGGAUGGCAGCAUCUGGCGCCUGACCUUCUACAACAAUAUGAACGCUUGUGUUCUAUUCUUGCCCCUCAUGCUGCUGCUCGGUGAGUUCCACACCCUCUACCAUUUUGACAAGCUGGGGAACCCUGGUUUCUGGGGCAUGAUGACCCUGGGAGGAGUGCUCGGCUUUGCAAUCGGUUACGUGACGGGACUCCAGAUCAAGUUCACCAGCCCACUCACCCACAAUGUGUCUGGGACGGCCAAGGCCUGUGCCCAGACAGUGCUGGCUGUCUGCUACUAUGAGGAGACCAAAAGCUUCCUGUGGUGGACGAGCAACAUGAUGGUUCUGGGAGGCUCCUUUGCCUACACGUGGGUGAAAGGGCUGGAGAUGAAGAAGGCACAGGAGGAAUCCACUCCAAAAACAGGCGAGAAAAAUGAGACUGGCGUCUAGGCCAGCUCCAGUCUGCACCUCUGCUGCUGUGCCUAUGGAGUGGAGCUUCAAUGGGAAAGAAGCCAGGAUCAGAAACCUUCAGGGCAGGAAAACAUUGAACUAUGCAGUGCAUAGGAAGGGGUGUCGAGAGUGAAACCAAAGGUGUCCUGUGUAUACAGUGCGUUUACUAAAAUUGUGAUGGGGAGGAGAAUGUUACUUCCUUUGGAUUUCACCCUGUUUCUUGAACAGGAGAGGGCAUUUGUUGAUGGGACUAGGGUGUAUUAAGGGAACCUUCUGUCAGUACUGGGGCUUUUUUAAACUGCUGCUACCUUUUAAACACCAUAGGGACACCGAACUGCUCCCCUGGUGAUGGAGAGGGAAAAGGGCAUGAGGUGUGUGUAACUGGGAACAGAUAAUGGCUACUUCUAGAUUAGCCACGAAUUGAAGUGGUGAGAUCUUGCACCUAAAUGUAGGGGAGGGACAGGUAGCCAGACUUUCCAUGCUACUCCUGCCUCCUAUUAUAAGUAAGGUUAAGAUUUUGGCACAGUUAUUUUUAGUAAAAGUCACAGGUCGUAGGUUUCCGUAAAUUUGUGUUUAUUGCGCACGACCUGUCUGUGACUUUUACUAAAAAUAAUGGGAGGGCAAAUAGGGGAUGACUGAAGCCUGGGGGUGGGGAUGGAGAACGAGAGCCUGAGCACUGCUGCAGGGAAGCAGGACAGCACCUGCCGCCUGAGGGCCAAGCCCUCCCCCCGGCAGCUGAGGGCUGUGGGGGAGGGGAGACACGGCGGCUGAUAGCUCUGGCCCCACCACCCUGGGCUGAGGCAGAAAAUGUCAUAGAGGUCUCCGGAAGUCACGGAAUCUGUGACUUCCGUGACCUCUGUGACAUAACCUAGCUUUAAUUAUAAAUGAAAAUGGAUGUCCUUCUUGUUCCUACACCAUUGCAAUAUACACUUGGAAAUCCCCUCACCAACAGUUCUGGGACCUCUAAAUUGCCUGUCCAAGGACACAGUAUUUCCUGGUGUGGAUCCUUCAAGGUUGUAUGUUAACUCUGUUUUUCUCCCACGCCCAAGGGGUUUGCUUGUCCAAUAAAUGACUAAAAGGAUGGGAAAGGAUUUUUAUCAGACUUCCAAAAGCUAGCAACAUUCCUUGUGUUGGGCAGGGGAGUGGUGCUGGCCCUUUCACAUAAUAUUGCUGGGUCCUUCCUUUACUGGGUACCUGGGACUCUGCCUUGGUGAAAGAGGAGCUGGCUCUCUUUUCUUGUGGGUUUCUGAACCAUUUGCUCUUCUGGGGUGAGUACCCCAUAAUAAUGAAUUGGGGAAUUCAAGACAUUUCUCAUUGGCCUUCUGUAUUAGGGAUAGAGUUGCCUUUCUGGCAAUAAUGCUCUCAUAAUUAGGCCAGUUCCAGGGUGUAUUGCUCUCUGCCCCUCAAUGGUUGCCUUACCUGGUGAUCCUCACUAGAAGGGGUGCCAACUGCGUGAAAACUGAUGCCUGAGCAUGGAAAAUGCCAUAAUUCAGCUGCACCAAGAACUAACUGGGAAGUUGCAACUCUUUUACCAAGAAAUCCCAGAGGAGGGGUGAAUGCAGUUGGGCUGAAUUCAUAUCCAGGCUCCCACUUAAGAGUCUGAUUAGCACAGAAACCUCUGUGUCCCACCCUGUCUCAUUCAAGUGCCAUUGUGGCUACAGCAGAGCUACCUUUUUCUCAUCUUGAUUCAGACAUCGAUUCUUCCUCCCUACUAAAUACUGUUUCAGUUUUAUCUAACCUUUGAGCUCCUUCACCUUCCAAGGAUUACUAAAGUGGGGCAUGGCGAGAGCUGGUGUGAUCUAUCCCGCUGUGCCCUAAAAAGUCCCAAAGAGUACCAGGCCAUUAUUAUGAAAGCAGUAGGACAUUUUUUUUCUCUCUCUCUUUCCUCCACUCCUCCUCUUGCUGCAUGAAUUUUUCCUGAUUCCAGGAGCCUAAACCUCACUGGAGUUCUGAAUCACAGUUGCCUCAUUGAAGGCCUAAUUUUUUUUGGUCGGGGGAUGAAUUUUUUUCCAUAGUCUCUGUUAAUUAAUUUUUCUACUGGGAUACAUUUUAGGUUGCAAAUACCGACCUGUGAUUGUCAAACUUGUUUAAUAAAAGUGUGGAUUGGAA